AGUGGAAGGAAGAUGCCAUCGUCCACGUAUAUAAAGGACAACGAUAUAGUUGACGACAAUGAUUCGUCAAGGAGCCGUAUAGUGGAAAGGAAUAGUCAUCGGCAAUGGCCAGCAGCUCUUCUAGCUCAUCACCACAGUGGCGAAUAAUCGAGCGAAUUCUUUGCAACGCUUGUUUUGAAAUCCACGACCGUGACCGACAUGUAGCCAAACUUUUGGAUUGCUACCAUCACAUGUGUUUAUCCUGUGUAGAGAACAGGAUUUUGGAUGGCAAGAUUAAGUGUCCCUUCUGCACCAAAAUCACUCUCUGUCCCAGUGGUAGUUCUGAAGAAAUCUUCACUGAUGAAGACAGAACGAGGUUAGUGGAGCAGCUGUUCAAAAUGUGUCACAUCAACGCUGUACCGUUGAUAUUCUGUGGCAACUGCAAGGAGGGAGCUGUUGAGGUGUGCAGGAUUCGCAGCCACAGGGUUUACUCCAUCAGUGAAGAGUUCAGGAUGUACCUGUUGAAGACCGAGCUUUUGCGACGAGCUUACGAGAAGGAAUCGAGGGCGGAUUCUGUCCUGUUUGAGGCGCUGGACUGAGUGAAAACGAGUGUCGAGCACACAUCUAGAUUGGGCGAGCUUAGAGAUGACUCAGGGAGAUACCGAGGAUUGGCUGGCUGUACGUAUAUUAGCGCAGGAGUGUUUAUCUGCUGCCCUUUACAGAUUCAAUAAAAAUUUAUCACCACAAUCAAAUUUUCCUAAUUGUUCCUUC
Daphnia pulicaria is the source of this 750-nucleotide messenger RNA. Its product is annotated as RING finger protein 207-like. The coding region runs from base 105 to 578 and encodes 157 amino acids. NCBI's taxonomy places the organism in Eukaryota, Metazoa, Arthropoda, Branchiopoda, Diplostraca, Daphniidae. The record is from RefSeq and is a predicted model, not a curated record. Gene Ontology annotation, molecular function: metal ion binding. The transcript is spliced from 4 exons.